Colletotrichum tamarilloi is the source of this 942-nucleotide messenger RNA. RefSeq lists its product as uncharacterized. Lineage: Eukaryota; Fungi; Ascomycota; Sordariomycetes; Glomerellales; Glomerellaceae. The record is from RefSeq and is a predicted model, not a curated record. Bases 1 to 942 code for a protein of 313 amino acids. The transcript has 2 exons.
AUGCUAGCUACCAAGCUCGAAAAUCUUCCUCCAGAGGUGUUGACUGCGAUCUGUACAUCACUCGGAGACGACCAAGCGGGACUCUUGUCGAUCUCUCAGGCUUCCAAAUAUCUGCGGGCUAUUUCAGCCCCCAUCAUAUUCAAACAUAUCACCGUCACGACAAGCACGGGGAGACGUCGACCUCGAAGAUCUAGCCCUCGUCCAACUCGCGAUACCCGAGCGAACUUACUGCGCACCAUAGUCACCAAACCAACAAUCGCCGCGCAUGUCUCUAGUGUCCAUUGUCCAUCAUCACGGGGCGCCGUGCCUGCCAUCAACGAGGAAGACAUGGAUUUCAUCCUUCAGACAGCCUCCAAAUUUGACGUCCCGGUUCCGGAACUACUCCGCCUCGGCGGUGCUCACCCUUCUCUCGAGGGUAGGCGGGGUUGGGCCCUUAGUGACGACGAUAUGCAGCGGCUCGUCACUGUGCGUGCGUUCUUCGCAGAACUCAUCAUCGCACAUACGCCCAACAUCCUCACACUCGACUAUAGUAUAGGCCGCUAUCGGAAUGCCUUCCAAGUGUUAAUGACGAUUCAAGACUCGUCCUCGUUCCACCGCCAGCCCAUGUUCCCUUUGUUGAAAAACGUCCACCUGCGGCUAUUCGGGCCCGGCACCUUUCUACGGCCACUGAGUGAGAUGGCUCCCAAUCUUCAAACCCUCCGUAUACAGGGCGUAACGGCACCGAUGGAAGGCUGGCACUUUGAAAAGGUCAAGGAUCUCCGACUUAGCUCAUCAAACUUCACGGGCUCAGAGCUCAGGGGCAUCUUGACAGGGUGUCCCGCUUUAACUAACUUUGACUUGACAGUGUGUGCUUGUGGGAAGACGCAGUUGAGGGAUCGGCCGGCGAGGAUCAAGGAAAUGGGACGGAACAAAUAUUCGUCAAUCUUCUACCAAGAGCCGUAA